GCCGCGGCCGCGCGCUCUACCGCUCUCCCGGCGCCAUGGCGGACCAGCCCGCUGAGCCGGCCCCGGCUCCCCCCGCCGCCCCGGCCCCCCCCGCCGCCCUGCCCCUGCCGGCCCCGCCGGGCGGCUCGCAGCGCCUCCUCUUCUCCCACGACUUGGUGUCGGGCCGCUACCGCGGCUCGGUGCGGUUCGGCCUGGUGCGGCUGAUCCACGGCGAGGACUCGGACUCCGAGGAGGAGGAGGGCGGCGGGGGACGCGGCGGCGGCGGCGGCGCCGCCAGCUCGGGAGGCUCCGAGUCGGGAGGCCCCGGGGCCGGCGGCGCGGAGGAUGGUCGCGCCAGCCCGCUGCGGCGGGGCUACGUGCGGGUGCAGUGGUACCCGGAGGGGAUCAAGCAACACGUCAAGGAGACCAAGCUGAAGCUUGAAGAUCGCUCUGUGGUCCCUCGAGAUGUGGUCAGACACAGGAGCUCCAGCGACAGCCAGUGUGGGACUGUAAUUGAUGUCAACAUAGAGUGUGCUGUGAAGCUGGUUGGAACCAACUGCAUCCUCUACCCUGUCAACAGCAAAGACCUGCAACAUAUCUGGCCCUUCAUGUAUGGUGACUACAUAGCCUAUGACUGCUGGCUGGGCAAGGUCUAUGAUUUGAAGAACCAGGUCAUCCUCAAGCUUUCCAAUGGAGCCAGGUGUUCUAUGAGCACAGAAGACGGAGCCAAGCUGUAUGACGUCUGUCCUCACGUCAGUGACUCGGGUCUCUUCUUUGAUGAUUCAUAUGGCUUUUAUCCUGGGCAAGUCCUCAUCGGGCCUUCAAAGGUCUUCUCCAGCGUGCAGUGGCUCUCAGGUGUGAAGCCUGUUCUGAGCACAAAGAGCAAGUUCAGAGUGGUGGUGGAAGAGGUCCAGGUGGUAGAACUAAAGGUUACUUGGAUCACUAAAAGCUUCUGUCCUGGAGGUACUGACAGUGUGAGCCCUCCUCCCUCGAUAAUCAGCCAGGAGAACCUGUCCAGGGUAAAGCGUCUGGGGUGCUUUGACCAUGCCCAAAGGCAGCUUGGAGAAAGAUGCCUCUAUGUGUUCCCAGACAAAGUGGAACCUGCAAAAAUCACCUGCGAAUGCCCCGAGAGGAACUGUGUCCUGGGCGAAGGAGCGGUUGCCAGAAAGGUGAGGCGGCUGCUGAAGAAGCAGAUAGUGAAGAUCAUGUCGUGUUCCACAGAGUCUCAGGGUACCACUGAAGCUGCUGACAAAGAGUCUACUGCAGCUGCUGACCAAAAAUCAGAAGAGCUUAAGCCUGCAGCAAAAUGUGAGCUGGAUGACUCUUCCAACAGUGCAUCAGGUCCUGGGGAGAGGAAGGAGGAGCAGCCUGAAGAAACAGGGAAGGAGAAAGGGGGAACAGCAGCACGGCAGCAGCAGCAACCUCCCUUUCUGCUCAAAGAUGAAGGGUCGUCUGACUACCAGCUUCAGUCCAUGGAGCAAGAUGCUGAUGAUGAGGCAGCUGAUGACACCGAUGACACUAGCUCUGUCACCUCUUCUGCUAGCUCCACUGCCUCAUCCCAGAGCGGCAGCGGCACCAGCCGCAAGAAAAGCAUCCCUCUGUCCAUCAAGAACUUGAAGCGGAAGCACAAGAAGAAGAAGACCAAGAUUUCACGAGAGUUUAAGCCUGGAGACAGGGUUGCUGUAGAGGUGGUGACCACGAUGACUUCAGCUGACGUGAUGUGGCAGGAUGGCACCGUGGAGACAAACAUUCGCUCCAACGAGCUGAUUCCAGUCCAUCAUCUGGACAACAACGAGUUCUGCCCUGGGGAUUUUGUGGUGGACAAAAGAGCCCAGAGCUCCCAGGACCCCGGGUUGUACGGAGUCGUGCAGUCUGGUGACCACAUUGGCCGUACCUGCGUGGUGAAAUGGUUCAAGUUGAAACCCACCGGAGAUGAUGUGGAGCUGAUCGGGGAGGAGGAGGAUGUGAGCGUGUACGAUAUUGCUGAUCAUCCAGACUUUCGCUUCCGCACUACUGACAUCGUCAUUCGCAUUGGCAAUUCGGAUGGGGCCACAGCUAAGGAAGAUGAGCCCUCAGUGGGACAGGUGGCUCGCGUGGAUGUCAGCAGUAAAGUGGAAGUGGUGUGGGCUGACAACUCCAAGACCAUCAUUCUGCCUCAGCACUUAUACAACAUAGAAUCAGAAAUUGAGGAGUCAGACUACGAUUCUGUUGACGGCAGCACCAGCGGGGCAUCCUCUGAGUGGGAGGAUGAAAGCGACAGCUGGGAGACAGACAAUGGCCUCAUGGAAGACGACCACCCAAAAAUUGAGGAGUUAGAGCCUGAGGAGCCGGCAGCAGAGGAGGUGAAAAAAGUGGAGGAACAAGUACAGGGAGCUGUGGCUAUGGCAGUUGCGGAUCUUGCUGCAGAGAAAGCUGGCAAGGACGGAGCCCCAAAGAGCUUCCGGGAGCUAAAGGAGGCCAUCAAGAUCUUGGAAAGCCUGAAAAACAUGACUGUGGAGCAGCUGCUGACUGGCUCUCCCACCUCCCCAACUGUGGAGCUGGAAAAACCCACUCGGGAGAAGAAGUUCUUGGACGAUAUUAAAAAACUGCAGGAAAAUCUAAAGAAGACUUUGGAUAAUGUGGCUAUUGCAGAGGAGGAAAAGAUGGAAGCCAUGGUGGAGACAGAGAAGAAAGAAGAAAAAGCAGAAGCACAGACACCCGUGAGGUCAGAGUGGCCCAGUGAGACACCAGUGCUCUGCCAGCAGAGUGGAGGCAAACCUGGCGUCACCUUCACCAGUGCCAAGGGAGAAGUCUUCUCUGUGUUGGAGUAUGCCCCAGACAGCCAUGCCUUCAAGAAAAUGGAAUUCCAGCCUCCAGAAGCAAAGAAGUUCUUUAGCACUGUGCGGAAAGAGAUGGCUCUCCUGGCCACCUCCCUGCCCGAUGGCAUCAUGGUUAAAACCUUUGAGGAUCGAAUGGACCUCUUCUCAGCACUUAUAAAAGGCCCCACACGCACACCCUAUGAAGAUGGCCUCUUCCUCUUCGAUAUCCAGCUUCCCAACAUCUACCCCGCUGUCCCACCUCUCUUCCGCUACCUCUCCCAGUGCAGCGGGAGACUGAAUCCCAACCUGUACGACAAUGGCAAAGUGUGUGUCAGCCUCCUGGGGACAUGGAUAGGCAAGGGGACAGAAAGGUGGACCAGUAAAUCCAGCCUCCUGCAAGUACUCAUCUCCAUCCAAGGUCUCAUCCUAGUGAACGAGCCCUACUACAACGAGGCAGGCUUUGACAGCGACCGGGGGCUCCAGGAGGGCUAUGAGAACAGUCGCUGCUACAACGAGAUGACGCUGAUCCGCGUGGUGCAGUCCAUGAUGCAGCUGCUCCGCAGGCCGGUCGAAGUCUUUGAGCACGAAAUCCGUGAGCAUUUUCGCUGCAACGGCUGGCGCCUGGUGUCACGCAUCGAGUCCUGGCUGGAGACAAACGAGCUGGUAGAGCGGAGCCACGAACAGGCCAACGGGGCAGAUUCCGCCUCCCUCCUGUCUGUCUGCAGCACCCUGGCCGAGAGCCCCGGAGACAAUGCGGGAUCGCUGGGGGAGGACGGCAGCAGCCUGGAGCAGGGGGCGGCCGCCGAGCUUUCCGACUCAGCGCUGGACGGGAAGGAGGAGCUGGACGAGUCGGAGUUCACAACCUCGAUGCUCAGCGCUGCUGAUCUCCAACAGUACUCAGACUCGGAGAGCACAGGCCAAGCCAGGGGGAUAGACCUGGCCAGAGACCGAACGGACGAGGGGAAGGCUGCCCAGGACUUUGCCUCGCAGCCUAGUGUGAAACCAAAGAAACGGAGAAAGAGCUACAGGAGUUUCCUUCCGGAGAAGAGUGGUUACCCUGAUAUUGGGUUCCCCCUCUUCCCUUUGUCCAAGGGGUUCAUUAAAAGCAUCCGCGGUGUCUUGCAGCAGUACCGGGCUGCCUUAGCAGGAGCCAACAUCCCAGAGUGGACAGAAGACAAAUAAACCAUCAGGUUAGGGACAGGCAGGUGCAGAGGAGAAAGGAAAGCAGCAGAAAACAAAUCAGCAACCACUGUUACCAGUAAACUGACUUCUCCUUCCAGCUUUUCUUCCUCAGCAUGGUUUGUUCCAAAGAAGGUGAUAGGCCUGAUUGCUCCUCUGAGGAAAGGUUGUCUAAGCAUGAAUAACUCUUUGCCCCCAGCCCUUCUUCCUCUCCCCUGUCCCAUGUACAUGCUCCUCUUGCGAGUUUGACCCUGCAAUGGUAAGAUUUGAGACCUGCACAGAAGCAGUCUUGCAGCCACGUUCCCUCUGCACUUUCAUCUUGGGGCACCUUUUCACACAAGGACUCUUCCCAACCCAGCAGUUGGUUCUGGUGGGGCUCAAGCCAGGAGAAGCGAUUGCUGUAGUUCUGGAAGUGAAGGGCAGUGCCCUCCCGGUCUUUCAUUUUUCUCUGCAUUACCAUGGGUUUUAUGAAGUCUGCCCCAGCUUAUAUGUACUUAGACAUUGGAUUGUGUUUGCAUUGAAGCUGACGACACCGUACGGAGUUGCUCUGGUCUUGGUUGUUCACAGACAGCUACAAAGUUCUUCUGGUCAGGACUUGGUAGGCAGAACCAGAGCUCUGCAGUAGUGCUCGGUCUGCCCUGUUCGUGCUGUGGGCUUUCCAUCCACUUCUGCAACUUUUAGUCAGUUUUCUGGAAGCAAUUCUAGCCAUCCACACUUCUUUUUCUCCAGAGUAAGGCAAACUUCCCUUUCCCUACCAUGCAUGCCUGUCUUCUAGAAACACCCAGGAUGCAGGGUUCUGCCUGUGUGACUUGCUGAGGUAUCCACGUCUUUCACUCCAGCCUUCCCGGCUGUCUCUCAGCACUACACCCACCCUGGACCUCGUCCUCACCUGGCCAGGCAGCACCGGGUGAUCUUGGGGCAUAUUGUGGAUCCACCAGCUAGGCUGGCUGGGGAACCUGGCACGGCAGUUGUUUCUCCAUCAUCACUCAGUGGUAGGUGGGUAUUUCUGAGCUGUUUCAGCCAGGCUCACCCAAGGGAACGGAGCUGUUGUGUCAUGAUGAGGUCCUGUUGUGACCGUUCCUGUGCUGUUCCUCAGCGCAUCAGCCCCUGGUGCGAACUGUUAUCAAUCCCUUCCCUUGCCAGCUGUUUCCUGUGGUGGCCUGGGUCCCCUGUGGGCACAGCACAUACUGUCCCUAAUCCUAACCGUGCUGGGAAACGGCUGGUGGGAUCAGCCCAAGCUUCAGCAGCAGAGCUGCCUGAGCUGGUGACCGUGAGCACUUUGAAGCCGGCACUUGCCAGAGUCUCCUGGUCAAGACACCUUCCCAAAGCCUCUUUUUCUGUCUGCACGCACUUAAUUUGACUUCUGGAGGUGGGAGAUCACCCUCCAGCACUGUUGUAUUUGCCCAGUGUUUAGGCAUUAGAGAAGCAGCCGCUUGGCAUCUGUGUGGAACACAGUCUGUCAGGGAGUGUCUGUUGGUCCUUCCAGGCUUCCCAGGACAGAGUCAGGCUGAGCACUUGGCUCUGCCAGAACUGAGGGUGAAGACAACUCUCUGUUGCUCUUGCUCAGUAGGGUUGUGUCCCUUCCCCACACCCAGGCCAGCAUCUUCUCAUUUUGAAACAGAACAGCAGGUGAAUCUCAGCACGUUUGCACAGCGCUUUCUGCUCUUUGAAACACCAAGAUCUGUCCCCCUGGCCCAAAUUCCCCCACCCGGCUCCCUGCACCUGAUGCUCCAAGCCAGGGGACUGGCUGCAUAAAGCCCUUCUUGUGUCACCAUCCGCUGUCGGGAUUUUGGAAGGUGCUCUGGAGGUAGCAGGACUUGGCUGUGAACAGAGACCUGGGUCUGCGGAGCUCCCCAAGCUCUGCUCUGCAGGUGCAUCCCCUGCACAGCAGCUCUGGCAGACCCCGGGGGGUGCAGAGAGAUGCUUUGAGCUGCCCAUGUAACUCCCAGACACGUUCUGCCUGUGACUGGUGCUGCAUGAAUGAAUCCCUUUGAGCGAGAAGCGGGGGCGUCUCCAAAAUAUCAAGGGUCGGUUGGGGCAGAGAGGUGAGGCUGCAGCUCGGGGCAGGGGAAGGGCAGGCACAGAGGCUUCUUGCACAGAUGAUUAAACCUCUUACUCACCACAAAAAAUUGCAGUUGGUGACAUAUGGAUACAAAUGUCUCUGUCCCCUGUGUGGGGCUGUGGCUGUCCUUAGUCUGGACCUCCAGGGAGCGAGAAAAACCCUUCAGGGCUGAGCUUGGCUUGGGGUGGAGGAACAGAAGAGCUCUGGGGGUCCCAGCUUUGUCCCCCUGUGUUCUCUGCAGCUCUCAUCCCAUAGGAAGGUGGUUGCUGGGGGCUGGUCAUCCAGUCCUCCCCUUCGCCCAAGAAGUGUCUUUGUUCCCUCUGAUCCUCAUCAAGAGCUUUUGCACAGGUUCCCAGGGCUCCCUGUCUACCGAGGAGGUGUGAAUCUGCCUUCUGGAAGGGGACGCAGCCCCGGCAUCGCUCGCUCUCUGUAGCCGGCUGUCCCAAACCGAAGCGUGCACAGAGGUUUACAGAUUUUUUUUCUAAAGCUUUUGAUAAUGUGAAGCUCCUGGGUGAUGAGGUUGGUGGUGAGCACACUGCAGCUAUGUAAUUUUUUUGUGUAUGUAUGUAAUAUUUAAGGGUAACAAUUUAAAAGGCUAAAACCUUUAAAAAAAAAAAAUUAAAAACACACAAAAAAAGCCAAAGCAUGAUGCAUAUUGUUAGCCUUAAAACUGGCUACAUGACUGUGUGAUGUACAAAUGAGAGCAGCCUGUAACUGUUUUAAGUGCUGGGGUUGGGGAAGAAGCAUUACAAAAUCAGUUUGUAGCCUUGAUUCUGUACAGUAUUUAAUGAAGAAAAAAACAGACCUGACUAUUAAGGCCGUGCUUAGGGGUGUGUCGUUCACGUGCAGAUGUGGAUGCUUGGUUGCUUAUGAUAUAUGUAUAAAGUGCUGUGUGACCAUUAAAACUUUUUUUACCUGCAGAAUUUUUUUUUUUGUUGGUUUGGCUAACCAAGGUGUAAUAAAGGAGGGAAGAUGACUUGCCAUUAAAUUUUGCCUCUGUGAGUA
Messenger RNA from Columba livia (rock pigeon), 7023 nucleotides. RefSeq names its product ubiquitin conjugating enzyme E2 O (gene UBE2O). The transcript is spliced from 18 exons. The record is from RefSeq and is a predicted model, not a curated record. Lineage: Eukaryota; Metazoa; Chordata; Aves; Columbiformes; Columbidae. The coding region runs from base 36 to 3959 and encodes 1307 amino acids. Gene Ontology annotation, molecular function: ubiquitin conjugating enzyme activity.